CAGCUUCAAGAAAACAGUCGCUUUGAUACUAGAGAUUUCGUGGUUAAUUGAUAGUUUGAAUGACUGAAAUCCUUAAGUAUACAUAUUUUAAGUUUUCAGUACAGUAGUCAAUGGACCUAAAAACUCCGGGAAAGAUACCAAUAGGCCUGCUGAUUAAUAUUUAACAACAACACUGGAAUGGUAAUGAACGUCGAGUUGAGUGCAGGAAUUUUCUGAUACGUUUUGAGGGAAAUAAAGCAAAUAUGCUGCUUACCAUUCCGUUGAAAGUUAUUAUUGCGCAUUUCUUCUUUAGUUACAUCUCGUGUUGUUCAUUAUGGGGAGAUGUCCUGACUACUCCAGAUAUUCCAGCGAUUGCCAAAUAUUUCACCACAAAAGGUAGAUAUGAGGAAGUGAACCCUUACCUCAUAGAUGACAUACUGGCUGUAAACAAAUCUCUUGUGAAGUCCCCAUUUGCAGAAUGUCGCGAAAUUCAUCUGACCGCUAUCAUACGGCACGGCUCAAGGUACCCGACGACGAAAAACAUCAAGAAGAUGCGAGAAUUUCACAAUCUUGUUGUACAGAAGGCCUCUGGAGAGGAGAGCUGGUUGCGUGAAAUUAGGCAGUGGAAGAUGUGGUACACUGAUGAGAUGGAUGGCCGUCUCGUUCAGAAGGGAGUCCUCGACCACAGGAAUUUGGCGGUCAGGUUGUCAAAGUUAUUCCCAUCAUUGAUAUCUAAGGAGAAACUACAAGAUGGUCACAUCAAGUUCAUGACCAGUUCUAAACACAGGUGUGUGAACAGCACCCUUUCUUUCCAGAGAGGACUGGCAAAACUAUGGGAUAUUGAAGGUAGAUAUAAUCCUACUCGACGUCUGUAUAAUAGCAUCGUGUCAAAGUGCAAGUAUGAUGCAUAUAACUCUUGAUUUAUUUUUUGCAACUGUCACUAAUUUGCAAGACAUAAGGCCAAUAUAUACUAAGUAGGUCAAUGUUAGCUAGGUCCUAGCUGAGGAACGCUCAACUCCGUUCUUAUAUCGAGGCGGGGUUGAAGAUCGAGAACUGGUCAAUUUGCUAGCAACAGAGAGGAAGAGAGUGGCCCAAGUCGGCGGAAAAUCUGUCUCCCUCCAGCAAGUGGCGUUUUUUCGUUUCGCCCACCAAGGGAGUUUUUGUAUGGAGGUCAAAUUUGGUCAACAAAAAAACAAAUGACUUAUUUGUGUGAGGUUUAUUUGAUCGAAUAAAAGUGUCGUGCUUAAGUUGUUAAGCGUGUACUGAUAAGGACACGUGACAUCCCGGCAACUUUAUGCACUUUAUAGCAGAGUUGUCUCGAGAUUGCUAUGCAUAUUCAUGGUAUGAGGCUAGUAGCAUAGCAUCUCUCUCCAUUGAAUGGUGGCGGUUGAAAUCAACAACCCUCAUUGAAUAUUUAAAAAAGAUUACAAUAAUGAGAUGUAUCCACCAAUCCAAAGAAAGGAUAGGCGGGAGCUAGAGAGCCCGCCGUGCCGCUUUGUGGACUCCCAUUGUUAGGGUAGAGAGACGUAAUCUUGACAGUAUAUCCAUAAUCUUUGCCAGCAACAACAUCAAUCGAUACAAAUGGUGCUUUCAAGACAACUGCGAACUCGGAAAAAAAAACGAGGUCAGAUCAUGACGUCUAUGGUCUUCGGGUAGGGAAGUCAGAGUUCUAGAAAGAUGCCCGACUUUCCGACUUGGAAUUACGAGUUGGAUGACUGUUCAAAAAUAGUUGUCUUGAACGGAUUGAAUUCGGAAGUUGGAUAUUUCCGAGUUCCCAGUUGUUGUUUUGAACGUGGCAUCCGCGUGAAUCUCAGUGUAUGUAGUACCUCAAGGCCGCUAUGUCUACAGUUGAGCAACACAAAUUAGGAACAAGUCAGUGGUUGUAUUCAAUAAAAGUUUUCAUUAAAAGUAUGAAUUUCAGCACCCCACAGAAGGACCACAGUUGUACAGUUAAGCGUUUUCAGAAUUGACAUUUUUACAAGUAUUUUUUUAUUUAACCUUGUCACUGAUGGUGACUCAAUGUUGUUGGUAGUAAAUCGCGUGACCAGUUAUCAAUACUAGAGAGAACAGAGUUUAGCUUUCCUCAGCUAGGCUGGUCCCAGAUCUGUUUGUGCUUUUGCUUACUCCAUUUGUCAUUGGCAAGCUAAACAAUUGACCUUUCGCUAAGCUCCGAGGUUACUGUUGCAUCCUCGGACAACAUGUUUAUUUGUGAUUUUUUUGUGUGUGUCAUUUAGCAGAGGCUCUUAUCCAGAGCGACUUACAGGAGCAAUUAGGGUUAAGUGCCUUGCUCAUGGGCACAUCGACAGAUUUUUUCACCUAGUCGGCUCGGGGAUUAGAACCAGCGACCUUUCAGUUAUUGGCACACCGCUCUUAACCACUAAGCUACCUGCCGCCCUAUUCAUCAUGUUCCCGGGAAGCCCAAUUCCCCUUUCUAACCACUGGCGAAAUCCCCUCACAAUGAUUUGAAACUGUGUUUUUAAUACACAAUGAAUAUUGAUAAAGUCACCGUGUCCUAGAGAGAUUUACACGGUUAUCAAAACGUCACGCCAGGGUAAGCCUACACGAAACACAGGCUUUAUUUUAAGCGUUUCUAAAAUCCCCUAUGGGAAAAAUUUAAUGGUGGAAAAACGAUUGGAACCAUUUCCCUGUUUGACCGCUAGGUUUUAUGGGUAUUAUGACUCAUACUGUGGUACUCAAUUGGAGCGCUGUGAUUGGUUGCCCAAAAUUCUGGGGCGGGGCUUAGCGAAGGGUCAUAUUAUUUAGCAUGACAAUUCCAUUAGGAGUUGCCAGGAAAGCAGAAACAGCACCCACGUUAGGUAAAUGUAAUACCGAUAUGACAUUGCCAUAAUAUGAUAUGCAUGUCAUAAGUGUACAUUUUGCAUGAUAUUGCAUUGGCCUGCAGUCUUUUGGAAAUGAAAUGAUUAACAAUUCAUCAUGUCUUACUGUAUAACAGGCAGGGUUAUAAUACUAUCAAUAACACACAAAAAAAACUUCUGAACUUGUCACUAGUUUUUAAUUGGGGCUUUUCAUUCACCUUAAUAUUAUUAUAAUUUUCAAAACUUUGAAGAUCUCCCUUUUGAAUGACCAGUGUCUUCUAUGUUUGAUUCUAAAGAUGAAGAGAUUGACUAUGAGGUGAACGACGCACUGAUGAGGUUCUUUGACCACUGCACCAGGUUUGUGGAGACCGUCGACAAGAACCAGUCAGCCAUGGCUGAGCUGGACAAGUUCAAGUCCAGUGCAGAGAUGAGGAGGGUGCAGGAGAAGAUAGCAGACCGGCUCCUGGUCCCCUACAGCCACAUUACAUCAGGUCUCCAUCUCUAGCCGAUCUGUCUCUAUCUGUGUGUGUGCAUACAUUUGUGUGUGAGUUGUCACAGGACGUUGGGAAACGCGACAGCAUUAGUAAAAAGUGUCUAUUCUACAGUGGCUAGUACAUAUUUUAUAGCUAUUCUAUUAUUACUGAGAGGGCUAUCCUCAUGAUGUCGCUCAUGUUCUCUAUACAAUGAACGGAUCUGCUUCAGAUCUGCUUGAUUGCAAAAACAAUUACAGGAUAUUUAGACACUACAUUUUACAUUUACAUUUUAGUCAUUUAGCAGACGCUCUUAUCCAGAGCGACUUACAGGAGCAAUUAGGGUUAAGUGCGUUGCUCAAGGGCACAUCGACAGAUUUUUCACCUAGUCGGCUCGGGGAUUAGAACCAGCGACCUUUCGGUUACUGGCACAACGCUCUUAACCACUAAGCUACCUGCCGCCCCAAUUCUGAUAAAACCAUUCAGUUAAACACUAGAUGGGGCUGUUUUCUCACUAACAGUACAAAACAGUUAAACACUCCCCUAUACAAUUCCCUCAACUGAAUGGUUUUAUCAGAAUGUCAUCAAUGAGCAGCUGAGAAGUGAGGACAUUGAAAUAAGAAUAACUGUAUGUUUAUUUUAUUUGAAAAGUAAAACAAAGUGGAAAAUAUGUUGUUAAUGCUAAGCCAUACAGGACUUUUAUGUUGUUUUAUAUCAAAGUACAGACAUGGUCACUGGUCUGUAAUAAUUAUUUACAUUUUGACAUGGAAUGGCGGCAGAUAGCCUAGAGGUUAAGAGUGUUGGGCAAGUAACCAAAAGGUCGCUGGUUCGAAUCCCCAGGCCGACAAGGUGAAAAAUCUGUCUGUGCCCUUGAACAAGGCACUUAAAGGUCCAAUGGAGCUGUUUUUAUCUCAAUAUCAAAUCAUUUCUGGGUAACAAUUAAGUACCUUACUGUGAUUGUAUUUAGAGCCAGAGCGAUAUGUUUUAUGUGGUCCAAUAUGAUUCCUAUAUUUGGGGGGGGGGGGGGGGGUCAAAACGUACCGAUACUGAUAUAUCUACCGAUAUACUGUUUUACAGUGGGGAAAUGAAAGUGUAAUUUUUCCACACUGAAUUCUCAUACAUUGUCAUCCAAAAGAGCAAUUGUCCAAUAACUAUGCUUCAAAUAUUGAUUUCAUACAUUGUGACAAUAAUGGCACAUCAUGACAAUGGCCGCAAGUGUUCAGAUACAGUGCCUUCAGAAAGUAUUCAUACCCCUUGACUUAUUCCACAUUUUGUUGUGUUACAGCCUGAAUUCAAAAUUGAUUAAAUUAAAUAAAACAUCUCACCAAUCUACACACAAUACCUCACAAUGACAAAGCGAAAACAUGUUUUUAGACUUUUUGCUAAUUUAUUGAAAAUAAAAUACAGAAAUAUCUCAUUUACAUAAGUAUUCACACCCCUGAGUCAAUACUUUGUAGACGCACCUUUGGCAGCGAUUACAGCUGUUAGUCUUUCUGGGUAAGUCUCUAAGAGCUUUGCAAACCUGGAUUGUACAAUAUUUGCACAUUAUUCAUUUAAAAAUUCUUCAAGCUCUGUCAAAUUGGUUGUUGAUGAAUGUUAGAAACCAAUUUUCAGGUCUUGCCAUAGAUUUCCAUGUAGAUUUAAGUCAAAACUGUAACUCGGCCACUCGGGAACAUUCAGUGUCUUCUUGGUAAGCAAUUCCAGGGUAGAUUUGGCCUUGUGUUUUAGCUUAUUGUCCUGCUGAAAGGUGAAUUCAUCUCCCAGUGUCUGGUGGAAAGCAGACUGAACCAGGUUUUCCUCUAGGAUUUUGCCUGUGCUCAGCUCCAUUCCAUAUUUUCUUUCUUUUUCUGACAACUCCCCAGUCCUUAACGAUUACAAGCAAACCCAUAACGUGAUGCAGCCAUCACCAUCCUUGAUCACUAUCCUUGCUUUUUUUUUUUUACCCAUCUACCAAUAGGUGCCCUUCUUUGCGAGGCAUUGGAAAACCUCCCUGGUCUUUGUGGUUGAAUCUGUGUUUGAAAAUCGCUGUUCGACUGAGGGACCUUACAGAUAAUUGAAUGUGUGGGGUACUGAGAUGAGGUAGUCAUUCAAAAAUCAUGUUCUACACUAUUAGUCCAUGCAUCUUAUUAUGUGACUUGUUAAGUACAUUUUUACUCUUGAACUUAUUUAGGCUUGCCAUUACAAAGGGGUUGAAUACUUAUUGACUGAAGACAUUUCAGCUUUUCAUGUUCAAUUCAUUUGUAAAACAUUUCGAAAAACAUUAUUCCACUUUCACAUUAUAUGGUAUUGUGUGAAGGCCAGUGACACUAAAAGGCCGUUAUCAUAAUUUUCACAGUAUUAUUCCAACCUCAUAGUGUGGAUAUAUAUUUGAGCUGGGUGAUAUAGACAAAAAUCCACAUCGCGAUAAAUUGCCUGAACUGAUGCGAUAACAAUAAAUAGGACGAUAAGUUAAUAACAUGAAUGUGCACCACAGUUUAAAAACAAAUAUCCUUUAAACUACUACUAGUAGUUUGAUGGUUGUAGCUAUCAAUUGUCCCAUUAACAAUCACCCAUAUUAGCAAACUUAUUUCAUUUCAUACUUCACAUUAUCGUCAUGAACGAUGUCAGCAAAAUGCCUGUGAUAUGUGGUCGGUGUCGAUCAUUUUCGGUUUAUUGUCCCAGCUCUAAAAUACACUACAUGACCAAAAGUAUGUGGACACCUGCUCGUCGAACCACUCAUUCCAAAAUACGGGCAUUCAUUUGGAGUUGGUCCCCCCUUUGCUGCUGUAACAGCCUCCACUCUUCUGGGAAGCUUUGCACUAGAUGUUGGAACAUUGCUACUGGGACUUGCUUUCAUUCAGCCAUGAGCAUUAGUGAGGUCGGGCACUGAUGUUGGGUGGUUAGGCCUAGCUCGCAGUCGGCAUUCCAAUUGAGGUCAGGGUUCUGUGCAGGCCAGUCAAGUUCUUCCACACCGAUCUUGACAAACCAUUUCUGUAUGGACCUCGCUUUGUGCACAGGGGCAUUGUCAUGCUGAAACAGGAAAGGUCCUUCCCCAAACUGUUGCCACAAAGUUGGAAGCACAGAAUCGUCUAGAAUGUCAUUGUAUGCUGUAGCGUUAAGGUCUCCCUUCACUGGAACUAAGGGGCCUAGCUCAAACCAUAAACAGUCUCAGAUCAUUAUUCCUCCUCCACCAAACUUUACAGUUGGCACUAUGCAUUGUUCUCCUGGCAUCCGCCAAACUCAGAUUUGUCCGUUGGACUGCCAGAUGGUGAAGUGUGAUUCCUCAUUCCAGAGAACGCGUUUCCACUGCUCCAAUGGUGUUGAGCAUUACAUCACUCCAGCCGAUGCUUGCCAUUGGCGCAUGGUGAUCUUAGACUUGUGUGCUGCUGCUCGGCCAUGGAAACCCAUUUCAUGAAGCUCCCAACAAACAUUUUUUUUACGCACUUCAGCACUCGGCGGUCCCGUUCUGUGAGCUUGUGUGGCUGAAAAAGCUGAAUCCACUAAUUUGAAGGGGUAUCCACAUACUUUUGUAUAUGUAUGUAUGUAUGUAUACACUACCGGUCAAAAGUUUUAGAACACCUACUCAUUCAAGGGUUUUUCUUUAUUUUUACAAUUUUCUACAUUGUAGAAUAAUAGGAAAGACAUCAAAACUAUGAAAUAACACAUAUGGAAUCAUGUAGUAAACAAAAGUGUUAUAAAAUAUAUUUUGAUUUGUUUAUUUGAGAUUCUUGAAAUAGCCACCCUUUGCUUUGAUGACAGCUUUGCACACUCUUGGCAUUCUCUCAACCAGCUUCACCUGGAAUGCUUUUACAGCAGUCUUGAAGGAGUUCCCACAUAUGCUGAGCACUUGUUGGCUGCUUUUCCUUCACUCUGCCGUCCGACUCAUCCCAAACCAUCUCAAUUGGGUUGAGGUUGGGGGAUUGUGGAGGCCAGGUCAUCUGAUGCAGAACUCUAUCACUCUACUUCUUGGUAAAAUAGCCCUUACACAGCCUGGAGGUGUGUUGGGUCAUUGUCCUGUUGAAAAACAAAUGAUCGUACCACUAAGCCCAAACCAGAUGGGAUGGUGUAUCACUGCAGAAUGCUGUGGUAGCCAUGCUGGUUAAGUGUGCCUUGAAUUCUAAAUAAAUCACAGUGUCACCUGCGAAGCACCCCCACACCAUAACACCUCCUCCUCCAUGCUUUACAGUGGGAAAUACAUAUGCAGAGAUCAUCCGUUCACCCACACAGCGUCUCACAAAGACACGGCGGUUGGAACAAAAAAAUCUCCCAUUUGGACUCCAGACCAAAGGACAAAUUUCCACCGGUCUAAUGUCCAUUGCUCAUGUUUCUUGGCCCAAGCAAGUCUCUUCUUCUUAUUGGUGGCUUUUGGUCGUGGAUUCUUUGCAGCAAUUCGACCAUGAAGGCCAGAUUCCCACAGUCUCCUCUGAACAGUUGAUGUUGAGAUGUGUCUGUUACUUGAACUCUGUGAAGCAUUUAUUUGGGCUGCAAUUUCUGAGGCUGGUAACUCUAAUGAACUUAUCCUCUGCAGCAGAGGUAACUCUGGGUCUUCCAUUCCUGUGGCAGUCCUCAUGAGAGCCAGUUUCAUCAUAGCGCUUGAUGGUUUCUGCGACUGCACUUGAAGGAACUUUUUAAAGUUCUUGAAAUGUUCCGUAUUGACUGUUGUUUCUCUUUGCUUAUUUGAGCUGUUUUUGCCAUAAUAUUACAUUUUACAUUUACAUCAUUUAGCAACCACCCUUUUUUCAUGGGGGGUGGGGGAAGAAGGAUUACUUUAUACUAUUCCAGGUAUUCCUUAAAGAGGUAGGGUUUCAAGUGUCUCCGGAAGGUGGUCAGUGACUCCGCUGUCCUGGCGUCGUGGGGGAGCUUGUUCCACCAUUGGGGUGCCAGAGCAGCGAAUAGCUUUGAAUGGGCUGAGCGGGAACUGUGCUUCCGUAGAGGUAGGGGAGCUAGCAGGCCAGAGGUGGAUGAACAUAAUAUGGACUUGGUCUUUUACCAAAUAGGGCUAUCUUCUGUAUACCCUCCCUACCUUGUCACAACACAACUGAUUGGCUCAAACGCAUUAAGACGGAAAGAAAUUCCACAUAUUAACUUUUAAGAAGGCACACCUGUUAAUUAUAAUGCAUUCUAGGUGACUACCUCAUGAAGCUGGUUGAGAGAAUGCCAAGAGUGUGCAAAGCUGUCAUCAAAGCAAAGGGUUGCUAUUUGAAGAAUCUCAAAUAUAAAAUAUAUUUUGAUUUGUUUAACACUUUUUUUUGCUUACUAUAUGAUUCCAUAUGUGUUAUUUCAUAGUUUUGAUGUUUUCACUAUUAUUCUACAAUGUAGAACAUUGUAAAAAUAAAGAAAAACCCUUGAAUGAGUAGGUGUUCUAAAACUUUUGACCGGUAGUGUGUGUGUGUUUAUAUAAAUGUAUGUAUAUAUAACACAUGAAAGUCCCAUUUUUGACUGCACUGUGCCUUUAUCCCAAAUUGUGCCGUAAGUCGCUCUGGAUAAGAGUGUCUGCUAAAUGACUAAAAUGUGAUGGCUCCUGUGAUCACUUUGCCAUUACUUUCCCCCCUGUAGACAUGGCUGAGGCUGCAUUUCACCUGUGUGCUUACGAGUUGGCCAUCAAAACCAUCAACUCCCCCUGGUGUCAACUCUUUGAUGAGGCGGAUGCUCUGGUACGUCAACUGUAUUCCCUGCAGUAGUAAUAAUUUUACAUCAUUGCGGAGUGUUGACCAGUUCAAGUGAUAAUAGAGCCAUUGAUUAUUUAUGGGGACAUCUAUUUUUUAAGCAGUGAUCAAAUAUGUUGAAGUUCAUUAAUAUUGGAUGCAUCUAGCCUUACUAGUGUCUAACUAGUAAUCCAUUGACCUUAUUUUUUUAUGUCAUCAAGUGUUUUUGCUGAUAGGACGUUCAUCUAAAACGUGAUGAAUGUAUUAUUUACAAUAUCCUCACCUAAUCUACAAUAUGAAUAGAUGUCUUGUAUUCAGUCAAUAAGCAGUUGGGCUAUGUGGGUGUAUCCUGUGUUCUAAGGUAAGCUGGCCCAGCUCUCAGGUGGCCUAACUGAAAUCCUGCCACGACUCUACACAAUGAGACAUUGUCUGAGGGCAUCACUCACCCAAGUAUUCACACAAAGCCUACCCUACAUUCCAUGGUAUACAGUCCAUUCGGAAAGUAUUCAGACCCCUUGACUUUUUCCACAUUUUGUUACGUUACAAACUUAUUUUAAAAUUGAUUAAAUAUGUUUUUUCUCAUCAAUCUACACACUACCCCAUAAUGACAAAGCGAAAACAGGUUUUUAGAAAUGUGUGCAAAUGUAUUAAAAAUAAAAAACAUAACUACCUUAUUUACAUAAGUAUUCAUAAGACAUACAGUACCAGUCAAAAGUUUGGACACACCUACUCAUUCAAGGGUUUAGAUUUAUUUUUUUACUAUUUUCUACAUUGUAGCAUAAUAGUGAAGACAUCAAAACUAUGAAAAACACAUAACACACAAUAGAUUUUAGAUUCUUCAAAGUAGCCACCCUUUGCCUUGAUGACAGCUUUGCACACUCUUGGCAUUCACUCAAUCAGCUUCAUGAGGUAGUCACCUGGAAUGGAUUUCAUUUAACAGGUGUGCCUUGUUAAAAGUUAAUUUGUGAAAUGUAUUUCCUUCUUAAUGCGUUAGAGCCAAUCAGUUGUGUUCUGAUAAGGUAGGGGUGGUAUACAGAAGAUAGCCCUAUUCGGUAAAAGACCAAGUCCAUAUUAUUGCAAGAACAGCUCAAAUAAGCAAAGAGAAACGACAGUCAAUCAUUACUUUAAGACAUGAAGGUCAGUCAAUCCAGAAAAUUUCAAGAACUUUUAAAGUUUCUUCAAAUGCAGUCGCAAAAACCAAGCGCUAUGAUGAAACUGGCUCUCAUGAGAACCGCCACAGGAAAGGAAGACCCAGAGUUACCUCUGCUGCAGAGGUUAAGUUCAUUAGAGUUAACUGCACCUCAGAUUGCAGCCCAAAUAAAUGCUUCACAGAGUUGAGGUAACAGACACAUCAACAUCAACUGUUCAGAGGAGACUGUGAAUCAGGCCUUCAAGAUCGAAUUGCUGAAAAGAAACACACUACUAAAAAGGACACCAAUAAGAAGAGACUUGCUUGGGCCAAGAAACACGAGCAAUGGACAUUAGACCGGUGGAAAUCUGUCCUUUGGUCUGAUGAGUCCAAAUUUGAGAUUUUUGGUUCCAACCGCCGUGUCUUUGUGAGACGCAGAGUAGGUGAAUGGAUGAUCUCCGCAUGUGUGGUUCCCACCGUGAAGCAUGGAGGAAGUGUGAUGGUACUUUGCUGGUGACACUGUCUGUGAUUUAUUUAGAAUUCAAGGCACGAUGAUCCAGAGGAGGAAUGGGAGAAGGUCAUGUGGUCUGAUGAGACAAAAAUAGAGCUUUUUGGUCUAAACUCCACUCGCCGUGUUUGGAGGAAGAAGAAGGAUGAGUACAACCCCAAGAACACCAUCCCAAUCGUGAAGCAUUGAGGUGGAAACAUCAUUCUUUGGGGAUGCUUUUCUGCAAAGGGGACAGGACGACUGCACCGUAUUGAGGGGAGGAUGGAUGGGGCCAUGUAUCGCGAGAUCUUGGCCAACAACCUCCUUCCCUCAGUAAGAGCAUUGAAGAUGGGUCGUGGCUGGGUCUUCCAGCAUGACAACAACCCAAAACACACAGCCAGGGCAACUAAGGAGUGGCUCCGUAAGAAGCAUCUCAAGGUCCUGGAGUGGCCUAGCCAGUCUCCAGACCUGAACCCAAUAGAAAAUCUUUGGAGGGAGCUGAAAGUCCGUAUUGCCCAGCAACAUCCCCGAAACCUGAAGGAUCUAGAGAAGGUCUGUAUGGAGGAGUGGGCCAAAAUCCCUGCUACAGUGUGUGCUAACCUGGUCAAGACCUACAGGAAACGUAUGAUCUCUGUAAUUGCAAACAAAGGUUUCUGUACCAAAUAUUAAGUUCUGAUUGUCUGAUGUAUCAAAUACUUAUGCAAUAAAAUGCAAAUGAAUUACUUAAAAAUCAUACAAUGUGAUUUUCUGGAUUUUUUAAGUGUACCUAUGAUAAAAAUUACAGACCUCUACAUGCUUUGUAAGUAGGAAAACCUGCAAAAUCGGCAGUGUAUCAAAUACUUGUUCUCCCCAAUGUACAUAAGACCCUUUGCUAUGAGUCUCGAAAUUGAGCUUCGGUGCAUCCUGUGGUAAAUUUAAUUGAUUGGACAUGAUUUGGAAAGGCACACACCUGUCUAUAUAAGGUCCCACAGUUGACAGUGCAUGUCAGAGCAAAAACCAAGCCAUGAGGACGAAGCAAUUGUCCGUAGAGCUCCGAAACAGGAUUGUGUCGAGGCACAGAUCUGGAGAAGGGUACCAAAAAAUGUCUACAGCAUUGAAGGUCCCCAAGAACACCGUGGCCUCCAUCAUUCUUAAAUGGAAGAAGUUUGGAACCACCAAGCCUCUUCCUAGAGCUUGCCGCCCGGCCAAACUGAGCAAUCGGGGGAGAAGGGCCUUGGUCAGGGAGGUGACCAAGAACCCGAUGGUCACUCUAACAGAGCUCCAGAGUUCCUCUGUGGAGAUGGGAGAACCUUCCAGAAGGACAACCAUCUCUGCAGUAGAGUGGCCAGACAGAAGCCACUCCUCAGUAAAAGCCACAUGUCAGCCUGUGUGGAGUUUGCCAAAAUUCACCUAAGGACUCUCAGACCAUGAGAAACAAGAUUCUCUGGUCAGUUGAAACCAAGAUUGAACUCUUUGGCCUGAUUGCCAAGCAUCACGUCUGGAGGAAACCUGGAACCGUCGCUACGGUGAAGCAUGGUGGUGUUUUUCAGCGACUGGGAGACUAGUCGGGAUCAAGGAAAAGAUUAAUGGAGCAAAGUACAGAGAGAUCCUUGAUGAAAAUCUGCUCCUGAGCGCUCAGGACCUCAGACUUGGGCGACGGUUCACCUUCCAACAGGACAACGACCCUAAGCACACAGCCAAGACAACGCAGGAGUUGCUUCGAGACAAGUCUCUGAAUGUCCUUGAGUGGCCUAGCCAGAGCCCGGACUUGAACCCGAUCAAACAUCUCUGGAGAGACCUGAAAAUAGCUGUGCAGCGACACUCCCCAUCCAACCUGACAGAGCUUGAGAGGAUCUGCAGAGAAGAAUGGGAUAAACUUCCCAAAUACAGGUGUGCCAAGCUUGUAGCAUCAUACCCAAGAAGACUCGAGGCUGUAAUCACUGCCAAAAGUGCUUCAACAAAGUACUGAGUAAAGGGUCUUAAUACUUAUGUGAAUGUGAUAUUUCCGGGGGGUUUUUGGUUGUAAUAACUUUGCAAUUAUUUAUAAAAAACAAUUUUUGCUUUGUCAUUAUGGGGUAUUGUGUUUAGAUUGAUUAGUGGGAAAAAAAACUAUUGAAUCCAUUUUAGAAUAAGUCUGUAACGUAACAAAAUGUGGAAAAAGUCAAGGGGUCUGAAUACUUUCUGAAUGCACUGUACUUACACAGCAAUUACCCCACUAACAGGUUAUUGAAUAUGGAAACUAUCUAAUGUGGUAUUCACACAAAGCCUACACCAUUUAAUUCCAUGGUAUACUUACACUGCACUUACCUCACAAACAGGUUCUGGAAUAUGCAAAUGACCUGAAGCAGUUCUGGAAAAGAGGUUAUGGUCAUGACAUCAACAGCAAGUCGAGCUGCAUUCUCUUUCAUGAUGUAUUCAGCCGUCUGGAUAGAGCGGCCAAUGAGAUCAGGUGAGUGACUGGUUAGCCUCGUAUCAGGCUUCAUGUCAAUCACCAGCAUAGCAAACAGAUUAAAAGUGGAUGGCCUUUGGGUAAAAAUGAAACUAAUGUAAAAAAAAAUAAAUGUACAAAAAUGUUAGGCUAUAUGUGUUUUAAAAGGACUGGACAAUCCAAAAUCAAAGUUUGUCAGACGUUUUUAAACCCCAAAUGUUGUAUAAUGUCAACAUGAAUUCUUGUCCCACGCCAUUGAUUGUGUAGGUCCGUGCCUGUAUCCCACAAGAUUGGAAAAAAAUAAGCACCGAAUAAAAUCAGAAAAUUAUAGCACUUAUCUUUUCCAUUCAUUCCAUUCUGCUCAACAGAUGUCUGGGAUGUGGACCUAUCUCAAUAUAAUACCACUUUGCCUGGGGCUGCGGUAGCCUUGAGGUUGCCUUUGUGUUGUUGUGCCCUUGAGCAAGGCACUUAUCCCCUAACCUGCUCCAUGGAUGCUGCUCUGUGGCUGACCCUGUGCUGCUUCCAGCCUCUUGUGAGUGUCUGGGUGGUGUCUGGGUUGUUGGGGGAAAAAACAAGACUGCGAAAAGAGACAUGUAUGUUUAACAAUGGACCAAAAAUUCUAGUUGUAUUGUACUUGAGUUCUGAAACUUUGUUUUUGGAGUGAACUGUCCUUUUUAAGGGGUACUUACAAAACCAAUUUAGGACUAAACAGUAAUAUUAUACAAACAACCGCCCGGUACAGUAUCUAUUGCAAAUGUUAGAAAAUAACCUGUCAACGUGGCAAUAGAAUAGGACACAUGAACCUUCAUGUUUGCACCCUGUUUCCUGUUAUACAUCCUAGUUUAGCCAAGUCCUCGAACUGUCGCUGUCAUAUACAUGAUAUUGAGAGGAGUUGGCCAAAGCGCAUACAUAUGGGGGUAGGGUUAUGGGCAAUCCACAUCCCACAUUGUUCAAUACCCAUUAUAGGGUUAUAAUGAACAAUACAAUUACCAAUCCAUAGCAGCUCAUCACAGAAGUUUACAGACCUUUUUGUCUGGUCUGGAUCCUGUUGUGUGAGGGUGUGUGUGUGUGUGCCUUGUGACAAUUGUAUUCUGUGGAUCACGCACCACACCCACACGUCAAUACACAUUGCUGUUACAGAAUUAAUGUGUCUGUCAUGCUGUGUUGCACGCACAGUGCGUGUAGCAGCACAUCUGAUCAUAGAACUCAUAAGAAUAUGAAUCUGAGAAUUUAUUUGAUUUUCUUUUUCAAAUAAAGUGCAUUGAUGAACCUGCAGCAUAAUCUCAUGGUUUCUUGUCAGUCAGUGGAACACUGUAGGGGAGAGUGGGGUAAAUGGAGACAUUUUUUUACAUUCCGCCUCACUAUGUGAAGGGAAAUAUAGUAUUCUUUCUAACAGAUAUCUACAUAUUUUUCAGGAUGUUGUGUAUCCCUGAAAAUAAUAAAAAAUGAAUAAAAACAUAACAGUUUGGAAAACAGUUUGUCCCAAAAAAAGUAUUCUCUUGGCACAACUUACCCCGGGGGUAUGGGGUAAAUUUAGCAUAGGGGCAGGGUAAGUUGAGCUACCUUGGGGUAAGUGGGUGCUGGUGUCCCGUGACAGUGGGUGAUGGUGCUAGUAGGUCAUAGAAUGGGGGUGUGGUAUAUUGUAUAUCUUAAAUGUAUGUCUGCAUUCAGAUAUACAGUGAGGGGAAAAAAGUAUUUGAUCCCCUGCUGAUUAUGUACGUUUGCCCACUGACAAAGAAAUUAUCAGUCUAUAAUUUUAAUGGUAGGUUAAUUUGAACAGUGUGAGACAGAAUAACAACAAAAAAAUCCAGAAAAACUUGUCAAAAAUGUUAUAAAUUGAUUAGCAUUUUAAUGAGGGAAAUAAGUAUUUGACCCCCUUUCAAUCAGAAAGAUUUCUGGCUCCCAGGUGUCUUUUAUACAGGUAACGAGCUGAGAUUAGAAGCACACUCUUAAAGGGAGUGCUCCUAAUCUCAGUUUGUUACCUGUAUAAAAGACACCUGUCCACAGAAGCAAUCAAUCAAUCCGAUUCCAAACUCUCCACCAUGGCCAAGACCAAAGAGCUCUCCAAGGAUGUCAGGGACAAGAUUGUAGACCUACACAAGGCUGGAAUGGGCUACAAGACCAUCGCCAAGCAGCUUGGUGAGAAGGUGACAACAGUUGGUGCGAUUAUUCGCAAAUGGAAGAAACACAAAAGAACUGUCAAUCUCCCUCGGCCUGGGGCUCCAUGCAAGAUCUCACCUCGUGGAGUUGCAAUGAUCAUAAGAACGGUUAGGAAUCAACCCAGAACUACACAGGAGGGUCUUGUCAAUGAUCUCAAGACAGCUGGGACCACAGUCACCAAGAAAACAAUUGGUAAUACAAUACGCCGUGAAGGACUGAAAUCCUGCAGCGCCCGCAAGGUCCCCCUGCUCAAGAAAGCACAUAUACAUGCCCGUCUGAAGUUUGCCAAUGAACAUCUGAAUGAUUCAGAGGAGAACUGGGUGAAAGUGUUGUGGUCAGAUUAAUCCAAAAUGGAGCUCUUUGGCAUCAACUCAACUCGCCGUGUUUGGAGGAGGAGGAAUGCUGCCUAUGACCCUAAGAACACCAUCCCCACCAUCAAACAUGGAGGUGGAAACAGUAUGCUUUGGAGGUGUUUUUCUGCUAAGGGGACAGGACAACUUCACCGCAACAAAGGGACGAUGGACAGGGCCAUGUACCGUCAAAUCUUGGGUGAGAACCUCCUUCCCUCAGCCAGGGCAUUGAAAAUGGGUCGUGAAUGGGUAUUCCAGCAUGACAAUGACCCAAAACACACGGCCAAGGCAACAAAGGAGUCGCUCAAGAAGAAGCACAUUAAGGUCCUGGAGUUGCCUAGCCAGUCUCCAGACCUUAAUCCCAUAGAAAAUCUGUGGAGGGAGCUGAAGGUUCGAGUUGCCAAACGUCAGCCUCGAAACCUUUGACUUGGAGAAGAUGUGUGCAAACCUGGUGGCCAACUACAAGAAACGUCUGACCUCUGUGAUUGCCAACAAGGGUUUUGCCACCAAGUACUAAGUCAUGUUUUGUAGAGGGGUCAAAUACUUAUUUCCCUCAUUAAAAUGCAAAUCAAUGUAUAACAUUUUUGACAUGGGUUUUUCUGGAUUUUGUUGUUGUUAUUCUGUCUCUCACUGUUCAAAUAAACCUACCAUUAAAAUUAUAGACUGAUCAUUUCUUUGUCAGUGGGCAAACUUACAAAAUCAGCAGGGGAUCAAAUACUUUUUUCCCUCACUGUAGAUCGCUGUUCAAUAUCACUUAAAUCAAAUCAAAUCAAAUGUUAUUUGCCAAAUGCGUCGAAUACAACAGGUGUAGACCUUACAGUGAAAUACUUACUUACAAGCCCUUAACCAACAAUGCAGUUUUAAGAAAAUAAAAAAAGUGUUAAGUAAAAAAUAAAAAUAGCACUUGUCUGGGGCAGGGAUUUUGUUUCGAUGUGCCUAUUCGUAGGCAAGUUCUCUGCAUUUGAGGUUACUAAGCCCAUGAAACUGGUCUGUGAAAUUCUUGAUAUUUUUAGCAAGCUCAGACUCCAUGUCAUCAGAUAAGACCGUUUGUUUGUUUGUAUACCCAGGGCACGAUGUCUGCUUUGUAACAAUACAGAUUUUGUUCAUAUGCAUGACACAUUGCAAAAAUACUAUGCAUAUUAUGCAUAAAACUGACAAUAUAAUCAUCAUUUCUAUGGGGUAUGGUGGCCAAUGGCUCAACUCACCCUAUAGCCAUUGGCUCAACUUACCCCAAGGCAAACAUUUGGACUACAUAACCCACACAGCUACAAGGAUGCACUUUCGUGCUAGGUUUAAUAAAUUCAUUUGACUUUCUGAAAAUCAGUUUUUUGGACCUAACUUGCGGUUUCUUCCUUCAGACUCCAUGAAAUGAUGACCACAUUGGCAAAGGGGAAAAGCUUGCAUUUAGUACAGGGCAACAUACAGGGUCAACAUGUUUUCUAAAACCAUGCGGUCAAUUCCUGCAUUCCAUACAUAAAUACAAACAGUACAAAACUGUUCUCAACUGACACCCCCUUGAGUAUAUGUAGACUAGUGUAUGACAACUAGUGUUUGCAAUUCAAUGCCUCUGGUCAAGCAAGUUCUUGUUCACUUGCAUACCACAUUGUUCUGGCGCAAAUAAAUAAUUACCCUCCUGAAGUAUACAUGUCCCAUCCUGUCUCUCAGAUCUGGCAGUAACGUCACAGAAGCAGCGACCAUCCAGGUGGGUCACGCUGACACUCUCCUGCCUUUGCUGACCCUGCUGGGUUUCUUCAAGGACAGCGUGCCCCUGACCUCCAACAACUAUGUCACCCAGGGCCAGCGUGCCUUCCGCACCAGUCGCAUGAUGCCCUACGCUGCCAACCUGGUCCUUGUGCUGUAUGACUGCAGUGGAAACCUCCGUCUGCAGGCACUGCUCAACGAGCGGCCCCUGGCCUUCCCAGGCCUGGCCGCCACCCAGGGAGAGGAGGGAGCCCCGCUCUACCAGGAUGUCAGAGACCACUACGGGGAACUGCUCCAGGGCUGCGACUUUGAGAAGGAGUGCCAACUGUUCCCAUCCAAAUGA
This is a messenger RNA of Coregonus sp. 'balchen', 17466 nucleotides long. Lineage: Eukaryota; Metazoa; Chordata; Actinopteri; Salmoniformes; Salmonidae. The record is from the annotation of a GenBank genome assembly.